Messenger RNA from Symsagittifera roscoffensis, 658 nucleotides. RefSeq lists its product as uncharacterized. The coding region runs from base 118 to 546 and encodes 142 amino acids. The record is from RefSeq and is a predicted model, not a curated record. Lineage: Eukaryota; Metazoa; Xenacoelomorpha; Acoela; Convolutidae. The transcript is spliced from 4 exons.
GGGGAGAACAGAAACAGGAAAGACAGCUACACCAUCGGAGAUCCAGAACAGUUCAGCAUAUAUGAGAACUUGGCAGAUGUGACCUAUCUGGAUGACUCCACUCGGUAUGUCUCCUGCAUGUCUGGAUGUCAGCCGGCACAGGAGGACGUGGAGAUGAAGAACAUCGGCAAGGUGUCCAGACCUCUGGCCACUAAAGAUGUCAUCGUGAACACAAGUGGAGUGCACAGAGUGAGAAUAUUGAGACGCCACAACACCGAACCAAUCAUUAAGAAAAGUUGCCUUAUGACAGGGGGGAUAGGGCUAAUUCCGUUCAGCAAAAACGCUCCAAAGCGAAGAGGUGACAAGAAUAAACAGCAGCGUCGUCACGAGUCCUCGAAACCGACGAUUCCCAAAUUUGACCCCAGAGUCGAGCAAUUGGAGGAGGACAACGCGCAAUCACAAAAGACGACAGUAAAAUCGAUGAAGUCGAGCCUGAUCGAGCCGCCAAUUUGGAUGUUAGCCGAAGAAGACUUCGGCGCAUCUCUGAACAGUUCGGCCAAUCGGUGAAUGAAAAACUGGCAUCCUCAGAAACAUAGCUGCACCCAUUAUAUCAGAUAUUGCAUUUUGGUUUUUGAAUUUGUUUGCUUUUUCGAUAAUUGCACUGUUCCUUUCGACUAUC